CUUACUGGGAUGAUAUCACCCACCCCGCCCCAAUGCUCCUGGAUGCCCAACAGGAGUGGCCCUCAAGGAUGUUGGAAACGCACCCCGCUAUGAGUCAGCAGAACUCUUUCGCAUCGAUCCCACAAGAAUCGAACGUUCCGUCCGCCUUCUUGACAUCCCUUUCCGAUCCUUGGUGGGCUCUAUCGGCCGCUGACUUGAUCGGAAAGGGUGAUCUUCAGGUCAUUCUGGAAGACGCGAAUCCUGAGAACCGGCCGUAUUACCCCUACAAGAGAUGGAUCCGUAUCACAAGCCGCACAAGACAGCAAACGGUGGAAGUCACAUUUGACAAGUUCCGGCAGCACAUGCACGUUAUCAAUCUUGCCAAGCUCAAGGACUCUCUCCAGAAGAUCGCUCCAUACCUCCCGAGAAUGGCGCAAAUUCUGCCCCGUGAUAAUGAGCUUCCAAAGCAGAUCAAGAAGUUUGAUGACCAGCUCAGCAGUGCUGAGUUCAGUAAUUUCCUUAGCGCCGCUUACCUUCGGGACCUACGAAAGUGUUUCGAUGCCAUGCACCAAUCGUUCCGUGAUCACGAGGAGGAGAAGGACAGACCCGAUACAUUGCAUAAAGGGUGGACAAUCAUCAGGGAUCACAAGGACACGAUGUUGCGGUUAGGCCAGUAUCUUUUGGUUAUCGAUAUGGCGUUUGAGCUCCAGGCAAAGUGGAAUGUCCAUGAAAUGAUUUUACGGCCUGAAGUCCGG
This is a messenger RNA of Filobasidium floriforme, 734 nucleotides long. RefSeq lists its product as uncharacterized. The coding region runs from base 433 to 648 and encodes 71 amino acids. NCBI's taxonomy places the organism in Eukaryota, Fungi, Basidiomycota, Tremellomycetes, Filobasidiales, Filobasidiaceae. The transcript has a single exon. The record is from RefSeq and is a predicted model, not a curated record.